AUGGGCAAAGUAACACGGCUACGGCGGUCGAGGUCUAUGCCUCACCGAAAGACAGCGCGGCGUUGGUGUGCGUUUAGCCUGAUAUUUUUCGCGGCACUGCGGAUGACGAAAUAUGUAAACCCACCACGCACCAAGUCGAGGAACUCCCCCGUGUGGAACUCCCCCGUGUUUACAGGGAGGAAGCAGAAUUCUUCGUCGUUAACCCAGGUCCAGCGCCUGUUCAUUCAAGAGCCCCCCAGCCAUCUCCAGAAUUCCAGCGUUCAUUUGGCCGUCGUGAUGCCUUUUCUUGAAUGCCAAUUCGAAGGCAGACUCAAGCCCAGCAUUCAGUCUUGGCAACACACCCAGCCGUGUACAAGAGCGCUUAGCAGUCCGGUCACGCUUAUUUUACAUCAUAAUAAAAUAUUCGACGUCGGUGCAAUCAACGACGUGAAGAACUUCUGGCGCAGUCUUUCGCGGGAAGUGAAAAACUGUUUCACGUCGGUGGAGCUCUGGUCGGCUGGUUUGAGCGCGGAGGAAGACGUUUACCCCAUGGGACCGUGCGUAAUGUUUCAUAGGACCUUUGUGCGCGCACGCAUUUUUGGCUUUUCACACUGGCUACAAUACGAGCCCGAUGUUUUCCCCAUUAGGACGGGAUGGUUGGAGCGGGCAAUUUUCCUCGUCGAGGAUAAUCCGACGUGUGAUCUGUGGUGGCAGCUGGGCAGUGAGCCUUCGUAUGACAGCGUCACUGAUUUCCUUAAAACUAGCACCGGCACGAGGGAUGUUGAUCUGCACAUCAAUGGUAACGCGCUCUAUUGUGUGAGUUCUCCAGAAUUCGCUGCGUACCGCGCCAUGAUGCGCAAGCUGUUUCCACCGAUGGGGUGCCUCGGCGAUAAGUACAUCGGAGAGUUCAACGGUCAUGAUCACGCAUUGUAUCGGGCACGGCGCUCCGACUCAUCGACUAGAUUUCAACACGUUCAUUACAAGUUUCGAUUGGAUCCUUUUAUUCGCAAUUUUGGCGCUUCGGCGUUCGACUUGCAAACGAUUCGAACCAUGUACCCAGAGACGUAUUUGAUUCACGGGAAAUAUGAACGUUUGUCGCCAACAGAGCGCGCACACGUUCGUCUAUCGAACCGACUACAUUUAAACGCAGAAGAAGAAAACGAGCUAUCAAAGCUUCACUGGCAAGCUGUUGGAAGGCUUCCUUCGAGGAGCGAAAUAAGUGUGUGGUUCAAGAUAUUUUUGCUCGUUGAGGAAAACACGAACCGGUUGAAACUCAUUCAUCGCUUACACCACGCUUGUGAGUUUAAAAGCGCUGACGCGACGUUGAUGCAAUACUUCGGCUCAAGUUUGCAACUAGCGGUCAUCUCUUCUUUCGUGAAUGUCAUUCACGCGAUGCCUGGGCCGGCAGAAAUGGCCACGAUCGCCAAGGAGUCUCGCCGUUUUUUCACGAUUCCUCACCUUUAUGACUUUGAAAACUAUUGCAAACUGAGCGCACGAGAGGCGUGCAAAAGACGCACACCGCCGGUGAUACCUAACGCUCACUGUCCAGAUGAUCCACCUGCACAUUUUCUUCGACUUUUUGCUGAUGGUUGGCAGUUCAUUGGCGGCGACGACAAAACGUUACACGUGCGUCGUGGAGCGAAAUAUACGUUGGAGAACCCUUCGAACUGUGGAGAAGUCAAAGUAGUCCACGGUCGCCUCAAGUGCGCUUCCAAAUUUCGUUGGACAUUCGCUUCGAGUACGCCACACGUACGGCGCAGACGGCCAAGAGCCUCUCACGAAUCGAAUCGACGACUCUUUGUGGACGAAAUCUCAUCGCGUUAUCCAUCCACAAACUUUUACACCGGUUCGACAAAGACGAGUGAUUUCAACUCUACGAGCGUGUAUGACCUCGAGGCACGGGCGCUACAGAGGCGCGCCACUGUUUGGACGACUGAUUUUCACGCCGGGCCAUUUGCAGGCAAUUCUGCAAUUUUUUCUGGGCUUAACGUGAAAAUCGAUGCUCGAAUCGAUUUCGGCAAUUGCAUGUACUUCAAAAAUGAUGAUGGUGAGAGCGUAUGCGCGAACGUCAAGGGAUUGAAAGUGCUCGCGAACAACGACUGGAACGGCUUCGGUCUCCAUCCCUGUCCAGCGCACACACGCGAGAACUUUUACUAUGCGUACGCAGACGAUCCAGAUUUCAAAAAAGUUGGAGCCGUCAUGUGCUCACAUCCAGUGGCGAACUGUGAAUUGUACAUGCCUCUUGGUAAGCCUAUGAUUCUCUAUCUCACGACGCGCCUAGAGUUCGGACGCGAUGAUCGACACGUACCGUGGAGAGAACCAUGGGUGCGCGGAGCAGACUCCGCGAAAGCGUGGGAAGCUUGGAUCGAUAAUUUCAUGAGGAUUGCCGCCAACGAGUACAACGUUGUCCUGGCUAACAAUGAAUACGAUUCAAAGUACGUGGAGUACUUCACUGGAAUCAGACCCGAGGUAAUUCCAUCGUGGUCUGGACCAAGUCUGGACGACUUGAUGCGUUACGACUCGUAUCUGCCUACUCGGUUGGAUAUUCUACUCACACCUUACCGCUCUAAUCUCGAAUAUCAUGCAUCUGAUAUCCCCGUGAACGGCUGGCCAAAUAUGCAUACCAAGCCCGUCGUGAAUGCUCCACUGAAUCAUCCCAUAUUUGAUGAAAUUGAUACUAUCAAGGCACACUCGAGUGUGGACUUUAACAUCGUGACGAUGGCAGAGGCGUAUCCACGAGGUUACUCCCACAUAAGAAAUUUGCGAGAGUUCCCAAUGUUUUUAUUCAUUCCAUAUCAGGCGUCGGUCAUGUCUUUUUUUGAACUAUACAGGCUUGGUGUGCCCAUACUCGUCCCUUCUGAAAAACUCCUUCUGCGGUGGAUGAGGGAUCACAGAAUGCUCUUCGAGCGAAUUUACGGUGAACCAGCGAAUGUUCUAUCGCGGAAGACGACAGCUCCUUCGCCAAAUAGCUUCCGUGUGGAGGAUGCGAAACAUUGGAUACCGUUCUACGACAUCUACCAGAAAAAAACGUUCCCAUACUUGCUGUAUUUCGACGAUUGGGCGCACGCCAUAGAACUUACCCAGACCGCCGAUCUCGGUUCGAUAUCAGCGAAAAUGAACGCACACAAUCGUGCUGAGUAUCAUCGAAUUUCAUUGAUGUGGGAAGAAGUUUUUGUUCGUACAAACUUACGCCGAGGAUAUGACACUAACAGAGAAGGUCCUUUAGAUUUCGCAAGCGCCCUUUGGCAGCACUAUCGUACGUCUGCGCGCGGUGAUAGUCAUACGACGUGUUCGCGGACGAAAAUCCAUAAAACGAUCGUUAAAAGAUCAGAGGAAGACACAGUUGCAGGUUUCAGUAAGUGUUCAGAGCAUCAGAGCAAACGAAAGCUACCGAGUGAGUAUCACUCAAAUCUUUUCGACGUCGUCAGUGGGGAAUACUUGAAAACAUGCGAUGACGCCCACUUCGAUGAGCGCACAAACAAGUUAACGUGCGUUGCGAAACACACACGGAGUGUGGUGAGUAAUCCGUACGCGUGCGCUUCCUUGAGGUAUCACACGUACAGUCAGCAACUGCUGUGCUAUUGA
This is a messenger RNA of Ostreococcus tauri, 3564 nucleotides long. Its product is annotated as unnamed product. The transcript has a single exon. Bases 1 to 3564 code for a protein of 1187 amino acids. The record is from RefSeq and is a predicted model, not a curated record. NCBI's taxonomy places the organism in Eukaryota, Viridiplantae, Chlorophyta, Mamiellophyceae, Mamiellales, Bathycoccaceae.